CCCCCCCAAGGUAAACGGCCAAUCAGUGAACCUGCCUUACUCCACGGAAGGCGGAAAGCUUUCCUUGUUCCGGGGUGGCUUCUUUGGCAUUGUGACGACAUCUUUUGGUUUGACACUCAGCUUCAACUGGAACAGCCACGUCAGCUUGACGCUGCCCAGUUCAUUCGCUGCUGCUACAGCUGGCUUGUGUGGAAAUUACAAUGGCAAACCUGGUGAUGACCUAAUGAAGCCGGAUGGCACCCAGGCUAAACACAUUAAUGAAUUUGGACACAGCUGGAAGGCAGGAGGUGACGCCGGCUGCACGAGUGACUGUCCUGAUGGGAAAUGUCCUGAGUGUGAGCCUGCACUGCUACUGCGUUACCAAGAGCAGCGCUACUGUGGCAUCAUCGCUGACAAGCUUGGACCCUUCAGACAGUGUCACAGUAAACUGGACCACGCCCCCUUCCUCAAAGACUGUGUUUUUGAUCUGUGCAUGUACCAAGGCCACGCCUCGGCCCUGUGCAACAGCCUAUCAGCUUUCAGCUCCUCUUGUCAACAGGCCGGAGCUACAGUGGAGAGCUGGAGAACUAAAGAGUUCUGUCCUCCCUCCUGUGCUACAAACAGUCACUAUGAUCAGUGUGUCCCCCCCUGCCAGCCCACCUGCAGUGGUCUGGCCCCCCCUGAGGGCUGUGACAAGAGCGUGCCCUGCACAGAAGGCUGUGUGUGUGACGAUGGAUUCAUGCUGAGUGAUGACAAGUGUGUCCCUCUGGCCGAGUGUGGCUGUCAGUACGAAGGACAGUAUUAUAAAACUGGACAGGUGUUCUAUCCAGGCCUGUCAUGUAACACUCGCUGUGUGUGUUCAGAAGGUGGAGAGGUACAGUGUGAUCCUAAAUUCCACUGUUCAGCCAAUGAGCAGUGUGUUGUGAAAGGUGGCUCCGCCUCCUGCUCCCCCAGCAGCAAAGCUUCCUGCUCCGUGAGUGGAGUCCGAACAGUCCGGUCAUUUGAUGGAAAGGCCUAUCCUCUGUGGGGAAACUGUCUGUUCUUGUUGGCAGCGGUGGACGAGAAGGCAGGAGGGAUGGCUCCCUUCUCUGUCAAUGUACAACAGCAGACCAACAAGGAUGGCUCGGUCUCCCGCACUGUGGAGCUCCAGGUUUACAACAUCGAAAUCACUAUGGAGACCGGGGUUCAAUGGGAAGUCAAGGUUAAUGAUGUCAGAGUCUCCCUUCCUGUGAUACUGGCAGACGGAAAAGUGCGAGUGAAUCAAAAUGGCAUCCACACCAUCAUUGAGACUGACUUUGACCUGAAGCUGACCUAUGACAGCAUGGCGGGCAUGCUCUUACAAGUCCCAUCCACCUAUCGCAGCUCACCACGCGGUCUCUGUGGCAACUAUAACGGCGACCUGUCUGAUGACCCGUCAUCAGCUGCAGCUUGGCUGGUAAAGACAGAAAACGCUGUCUGUGAGGCGAGCUGUGGGGCCACUUCCUGCCCAGAGCCAGAGCAGCAGAAGGUCCCGGAAGCCCAAAAGGACUGUGACAUCAUCAAAGCCGAGCAGGGCCCAUUUGCAGGUUGCCACUCAACAGUGCCCCCAACUCCCGACUACGAGGCUUGUGUCAGGGAGAUGUCCACGGGCAAACGAAGCGUGGACGUCCUUUGUCGUCACAUCCAGAAUUACGUUGCCGCCUGUCAACUAGCCGGCGCUACGAUAAGCAAAUGGAGGAGCGACAGCUUCUGUCCUGUGCAAUGUCCUGCAGGAAGCCACUAUGAGCUGUGCUCCUCCGCCUGCUCCUCCACCUGCUCCUCCCUGCAGAGGUCCGACCCCUGCCCGCCGUGCCAGGAGGGCUGCCAGUGUGACGGCAGCCUCAUGUCUGACGGGGGCCGCUGCGUCCCGGUGGAGCAAUGUGGCUGCGUGGUGGGGGGGAAAUAUUACAAGUCGGCUACGUCAGUGCUGCGAGACGACUGCACAGAGCGCUGCGACUGCCAGGCCGGACGCUUCAGCUGCAACUCCACCAGCUGCCAGAAGGGCGAGGAGUGUCGCAACCGCGAUGGAACCGUCGGCUGCUACGCCAUAGACCCGUGUGCUGAGGUCCGUUGCAGGGUAAAGGAGCAAUGUAAGGUGACAGAAGGCCGAGGAGUGUGUGUUCCUGAUUCCAAGGCCACGUGCUGGGCUACAGGGGACCCCCACUACAGAACGUUUGACGGCUGGGACUACUCCUUCCAGGGAACCUGCACCUACGUCCUCGUCAACACCACAGGGCUCGACCUGUCCCUGCCAAAGGUAACCGUGACCACCAAGAAUGAGCUCCGUGGGAACGAUGUAGGCUCUUUUGUGCGUUCAGUCACUGUGGAGAUGUUGGGCCACCGCAUAUUCAUCCCGACUGAAAGAGGCGUCAUAUUGGUGGACGGGAUUAAGACAACACUUCCUGUCCUUCUUGAAGCAGGCAGCAUCUCCAUCACACGAUCUGGAAUUAAAUGCGUAAUACAAAGUGAUUUUGGCGUUAUGGUCACUUUUGAUUGGUCGACACAAAUCAUGGUGACCAUGAGCAGCAGUUACUAUGGUAACGUGGGCGGGCUCUGUGGCAACUACAACGGGAUCAAGGAGGACGAGCUGGCAGCCGCCGGAGGCAGCACAGCGGCGAACGUGACCCAGUGGGCGGGGCUGUGGAGCAUCGAGGACUACGACCCCUUCUGCUUCCACUACUGUGACGGAAAGUGUCCCCAGUGCUCCGACAAGGACCGCAUCAGGUACACCGGUCCAGAGUACUGCGGUAUUAUGAGCGAUACAAAGGGGCCUUUCUCUGGCUGUCAUGGUACAGUGCCGGUACAAAAGCCUCUUUCCUACUGUCUGUAUGAUGUCUGCACUAAUGAAGGACGGAAAGAAGUGCUGUGUGAGGCCCUGAGCAACUACCUGGCAAAGUGCCAGAAUGCUGGAGCAUCAGUGUUGCCAUGGAGAUCAUUGGCCAACUGCUCUGUUUCGUGUCCCGCCCACAGCCAGUACAAGGUGUGCGGCUCCGCCUGUCCCCCCAGCUGUGGACCCCAGCCAGAGGUGUGCCCUAAUGUCUGUGUAGAGGGCUGUUUCUGUGAGCCGGGAUAUGUGCUCAGUGGAAAAGAGUGUGUUAUUAAGGAGAAGGGCUGUGGCUGUAACCAUAACGACCGCUACUACCUGCCUGGCGAAGUGUUCUGGGCAGACUCGCUGUGUAACGAGAAGUGUGUGUGUGAUGCAGCGACACAGAAGGUGCAGUGUAAGCGCACCGCCUGUCGCCCCGGAGAGAAGUGCAGCACUGUGGACGGAGUCCAGGGCUGUUAUCCAAUCGGCUUCAAGUCCUGCUCUGCGCAGGGAGAUCCACACUUUCUGUCCUUCGAUGGACGCAAGUUUGACUUCCAGGGAAACUGUGUGUACAAGCUGGCCAGCGUUUGUGGAGAUGCAACGGAUCUAACGCACUUUGAGGUGUACCUGGAGAAUAACAACCGUGGCAACAAGAGAGUGUCAUACGCUAAAGUGGUGACUGUUAAAGUCUACGGCAACACAUACACACUCUCAGUGGACUACCCAGGCAGAGUACUGGUGGACGGGCUCGAAAACUCCCUUCCCUUCUCCAAUCAAACACGGGUCCAGGUUUAUCGUCUACACCGACGGGCUGUCAUUGAGACUAAAUUUCUAAAGGUGUCCUUUGACUUUGCGAGUGCAGUGAGGGUGGAGUUGGCCACCAGCUAUCACAGUGUCGCCUGCGGCCUUUGUGGAAACAUGAAUAAUGACCCUGCUGAUGACCUGAUGAUGCCUAAUGGGAAGCUGGCUUCCAACGCCAAUGAGUUUGGAGUGAGCCAAUGGCUGGCGGACGUGGAGGGCUGUUCCCAUGAGUGUAAAGACUGUGCUCCGCCGCUCCCCCCUGACUUUAAACCCCCCAACUACACAGCCGUCUGUGACAUCAUAAGGGCAAAGGACGGCCCCCUGGCCGACUGCGUGGGCCGAGUGGAUUCCCAGCAGUACCGUGACGACUGUAUCUAUGACAUGGUGCUUAACGAGGGCAAAGAGGAAGCCGCCUGUGACAUCAUCAGUGACUACGUGGAAGAGUGUCAGAGAAAGGGAGGCUGUGUGAAAUCCUGGAGGACCAGGCGCCUCUGCUGGAUGCAUUGUCCAGCCAACAGUUUGUACAGUGUCACAGCUCCUGGCUGUCCAAUCAGCUGCACGUCUCCGUCUCCCCCCGCUGAGUGUGAGAUCCCCCCCAGCGAGGGCUGUGUGUGCAACCCUGGUUACCUGCUGAGUCAGGCUGGCUGCGUGCCCCUGGCUGAGUGCGGCUGCCCAUUCAACGGCCGCUCCGUGGAGUCUGGUCAGACGUUCUACGCCGACUCGGGCUGCCAGCGCCUCUGUGUGUGUAACGGAGGGAUGGUUUCCUGCGAGGAAAAACCCUGCCAAGGCAAGCAGAGCUGUGGAGUGCAGAAUGGAGUGAGGGGUUGCUACGCUGACCUCUGACAUCAUCACAAGAAGGACACAAGAGGGACUUCUCUUCUCUUAAUUUAAUCUAUUUUCUAAGGUGGGAUAUAUCCACUAUGAUUAUAGUUAUAGAUUAUUCUGCAGGGACUGCAUCUCCUUGUUUCACAAGAAAAGAUAUAAAUAGUUCAAUUGUCAAAAAUCUGAUCUUAAAAGGUUUCCUCCUAAUUUAAUGCGUAAUAAAUCAUUUAUCAAUAAUCCAAUCAAUUUCUGCUGACAAAACGUAUUUAUUGCAAUAUUAAUGUUUUCCAGGUUACUUAAUGUACACAGAAUACUUUGUUAUUGUCACUACCACUUGGCCAUGUGACUUCACGGGCGUAGAAUCACCUGAUAACUACUCUGAGACAGUGUGUAAUGUUUGUAGGUCCCCUCCUUCAACCCCCCCCCCAUGAAUAUGCAGUAACAUGUACGGUUUAUUUCAUCUACUCAUUUCUAAAGAUCAUAAAUGUAUUUCAGCAACGUC
Molecule: messenger RNA, 4928 nt
Organism: Etheostoma cragini (Arkansas darter)
Lineage: Eukaryota; Metazoa; Chordata; Actinopteri; Perciformes; Percidae
Product: IgGFc-binding protein-like
Exons: 23
Coding region: 224-4447 (1407 amino acids)
Molecular function (GO): protein binding
Source: RefSeq, a predicted model, not a curated record